UGUGAGGCUACAAACAGUGUCGGAAAAUCUUCUGGAACAUUUCACAUUAUAGUUCAGUACACGCCACGUGUCAGUGUAGAUCAGAGGAUAGCCGUAACAAAUUGUAAUCUGGUGGUCGAAUUACAGUGUUUUGUGGACGCCAGCCCUCAACCUCAGGUUUGGUGGAAUGGUGUUUCCAUGGAUCCAUUAAAACAUAGUUUAUUAAACAACAAUAUUCUACACAUCAAAACCAUAAAUUGGACGGAUAUAGGAAAUAUAACGUGUUCUGCAAGAAAUGAAGCUGGUUAUGCUGAAGCUACGCAAACAAUAUCUGGUAAACCAACAGUUCCAGUUCUCUCCAGCAGACCUGGAACCAAACCAAAUAUUCAGGUUGUGUACGGUCAAAGUGUAUCUGUGAGCAGUGUACUGUUUUUUAAUAUUCAAACAAGAAACAUUAAUAGGCGUACAGAUAUUAGAGAUUCUGAAUGGAAUAUAACAUUGCUGGAAACUACUGCGCGUACCAAUCAAUGCUUCAGCUUUAGUAUCGAAGUUGAUGUACAUGAUUGCGUACAAGUGAUUGUAACAGCUGAAAACAAUUUUGGAACCUCCCUCCCUUCCCCCACCCUCACACUACAGUCAGUUUUUCCGCCCCAGAGUUCUGGAGGCAUAGUGUACUGCAGUACAGUUGUACUCAGCUGGAAACCGUUUUUCAUAAACGUACUUUUCUUAGUAUUAAACAUAUCCUUAUCCUUUCAUUACUCCUGAUGAACAUGGAAUAAACUAAUUUUUGCAGGUUCAGUAUUAUUUCAGAGAAAUGGAUAUUUUUAUAAUAUGCAAUAUCCAACAGCUUAUGUUUUAACAUUCAACAAAAUAUUCACAAAGAACACUUUGUAGAUAUACAGUGAAAACUCUAGAAUAGGAAGAUGGUUUUAGACUCAAUUGAUGGUAUUUAAUAGUCAAAUGUAAAUGGAACAGAGCAAUUGUGCAUUGCACACAGACCAUUUCAAUUUUAAAUAAUCUUUUAAGAUAAUAAUUAAACUAUUAACUUUGUUUAAAAAUUAAAUACACUUUGAAUAUUUUUAAUGUCGUCUUCCCACUUCACAGAUUUCCUGGCUCUCAAUGUAUGUAUAUAUAAAUAUCUCAAAAACCCUUUAUAAAAUACGAAUAAUAUUCCUCAUUUUUGUACUUUUGGAAUAAAAUCAAAAAUCUUACUGAUGAAAGAUGUCUCAAAAAAAACCUGAGCACUUUUGCAAUGAAAAAGUAGGGUUUCCAUUCACAAUGUUUGCAACAGUAGCACAAAAUAUACAAAUCGUUAUGUGCCUAAAUACUUAGAUUUAUCUUGAUGCAGGUUACAACUAGAGAUUGUAUUAUCCAUCUGUAUGUCGAAUGAAAAAUACAAAUUUUGAGCAUCAUUGCGCUAAAUGCUACUCGUAAACCUACAGAUGUGAUAUCCCAUUAUAGCUAUCAUUUUUUUUAACUAAAUAAUAUAAAAUGCAAUGAUAGCAGUUUUUAACAGAAUUAGGUAUAAAUUUUGUGAAUUGAUGAAAUGAAAAGCCCAUGGAAACUCUAUGAAA
Messenger RNA from Eurytemora carolleeae, 1553 nucleotides. RefSeq lists its product as uncharacterized. The coding region runs from base 178 to 744 and encodes 188 amino acids. The transcript has 9 exons. NCBI's taxonomy places the organism in Eukaryota, Metazoa, Arthropoda, Copepoda, Calanoida, Temoridae. The record is from RefSeq and is a predicted model, not a curated record.